AUUAAUUAACGCUAAAACUCCCACCACUUGUCGGGUCUCGUGCGGGAUGGCGGCGGCUGCCACGAAAACGUGUGACGUCCUUCGGAUUCCUUUUAAAAACGACUGUGAGGAGCUUCUGGGGCGCUUCCAACAGGUUGAGUCGGUGAGAUAUGAGGAGUUUGCGGCCAUAUGGAGAGCGAUGGACUUCUCCAGUGUGUUUUAUGGUAUGAUCACAAACUACGAAAAAAGACCCUUCACUCGGCUCGUCUUUACCACAGUGUAUGAUUACUUCUUGCCCCCGUACAGCUUUCAGAUCCGAGUGGGGGCACUGUAUAUGUUCUACGGCCUUUACUUUACACAGCUUGUCUGGCCAAAGGAAAAGAUCUGGAUUGCACUGAAGGACUGGAUGUGUGUACAGAACUUUCUCUCGGAUGCUUUGACCUGUCAACACUUGGAUGUUGUAUAUGUCUACAGAAAGCUUGUUUAUGAGAAGGCUUUUUUUUAUACUGCAAUGCCCAUCCAGCUCACAUUUGAUGGAAAGCGCCGUUAUAAAAGCAAGAAAAUCAAUGAGUUGUUCCAGGACCAGAGAUCUAGAGUGAUGGAACUGGUUAAUGCAGGUACAGUGGAGGAAAUCACAAAUGUGCAUGCUCAUUAUGAGCGGAUUAAGGAGGCACUGCAAGUGUCCACCUCGGUCAGUGUGACACCAGUCAACCUCUCUGUGCAGCUCCAGCAAUGUGCGCUUGAGUUUCAGCAGUGGAAGGAGAAUACUAAAAACUCAAGAAAUAAAAGCACUGGCAAAAAGGAGAAGGAAAGCACUCCGCAUUUAGAGCAGAACUCGAAGAGAGCAGAUCAACUGGCUUCAAUAAAGUCAAAGUCUUAUGGGCAUCUAGCAACGGCUUCCAAAUCAAGAAGACACAGACAGGUAGAGAUGGACAACUCAGGGUCUGGGACAGACCACACGCAAGAGUCAUUGUCUCCACACAAACAGAAGCAACUCUCCCUCCGGCAGAGAACCUGGCAAAACCUGGGCAAAAAAGAGUCAGAAGAACAAAAACAGCAACACUGGCUUCUGAGCACAAAGGAGGAAGACAAAGCUGCUAUGAAAAGAUGCCCACAGAAGAAGAGAUUUAAGUGGUGAACUGUGGCACAGUUGUGGGAGUGGUUUUCUUCUCACUCUCUUGCUUUUUUUUUUCGACAUAAUUUUUUUUAUUUUGUGAUUCUGUAAUAACAGUGGAAUUCCUAUGAAAUUUUUUUUCUGGACAGAAUGUGUAUAUGCAUGUGAAAAUGAACAUGAUUUAUGUCAAACUGUUUAUUAAAUAGAAUAAAUAUACUUGGAAAUCACUAUUUUAAAGUGGC
This is a messenger RNA of Silurus meridionalis, 1335 nucleotides long. It is a transcript of the gene snapc1a, whose product is annotated as small nuclear RNA activating complex, polypeptide 1a. Gene Ontology annotation, molecular function: sequence-specific DNA binding. The record is from RefSeq and is a predicted model, not a curated record. The transcript is spliced from 11 exons. The coding region runs from base 47 to 1117 and encodes 356 amino acids. Gene Ontology annotation, biological process: snRNA transcription by RNA polymerase II; snRNA transcription by RNA polymerase III. NCBI's taxonomy places the organism in Eukaryota, Metazoa, Chordata, Actinopteri, Siluriformes, Siluridae. Gene Ontology annotation, cellular component: snRNA-activating protein complex.